This is a messenger RNA of Cannabis sativa, 669 nucleotides long. Its product is annotated as mitochondrial pyruvate carrier 4. Gene Ontology annotation, cellular component: mitochondrial inner membrane. The coding region runs from base 106 to 432 and encodes 108 amino acids. Gene Ontology annotation, biological process: pyruvate import into mitochondria. The record is from RefSeq and is a predicted model, not a curated record. NCBI's taxonomy places the organism in Eukaryota, Viridiplantae, Streptophyta, Magnoliopsida, Rosales, Cannabaceae. The transcript is spliced from 5 exons.
AGGCGACGUGGCAAAUUUCAAUUGGGGGAAGAGAGUAGGUAGGAAUUGUGAGCAAGUAGAGGAAGUUGGGGUUUGCGAAGAAAGGGCAAAGGCGAGUUAGUAUUCAUGGCGACUUCGAAGCUCCAAGCGCUCUGGAACCACCCCGCUGGCCCUAAAACUAUUCACUUUUGGGCACCGACAUUUAAAUGGGGAAUCAGCAUAGCUAAUGUUGCUGACUUCUCUAAACCACCUGAAAAGCUUUCUUAUCCCCAACAGAUAGCGGUUGCUUGCACUGGAAUCGUCUGGUCACGUUACAGCACUGUCAUCACCCCGAAAAACUGGAAUCUUUUUAGUGUAAACGUUGCAAUGGCUGGGACAGGACUCUACCAACUUUAUCGCAAAGUGCAGCAUGAUUACUCCUCUGAACCAGAAGCUGUUAUUGCAAAAGAAUGAUGACGAUAAAUAUGCUGAACUAUGAUAUAGGGGUAACAAGUCGCUUCUUUUGUUUGUAAUUUUUAACUUCGUAUAUCCCAUUGUUGGAAUGGGGAAGGGUGUUAAAUAUUUGAUAUUACCUACGUUUCAUUCCUUACACUUCUUUCUGCUGUUUAAAAUUAAACUAUUGAGAAUUUUGUGGCAAUUUGAAUAUUCAAGAGCCUCCUCAUAUCUAAUAAAAUAUUUGUUUUGGGAGCA